AUGUGGUCCUUGGACGAGUACUGCCAGACGGAAUUGUUGCGACAACGAGUGGAGGAUUGGUCGCAGUUGCCUGAAGCCAGUCGAACAUUUUUGCAAUCCCUCCAACUUCCCACCAUUCAUCCCUUUUGCCAAGCGACCAAGCUGGAUGAGUUUCAAGUGGAUGGAAUCCCUCCCAUGGGACCAAUGCUCAAGGAGGAUUUUCAUCAUCACAUGGGAGAUGUUAUUGUCACGCUGUUGUAUCGAGUGUUACCGGCCUUGAUGGCCAUGGGGGAAUUGUGGUUGCGGCUGUUUGCCUCGGUCAUUGCUCCCCUGGGCAUUGUCUAUCUGCUCUACUUUGAAAUACCAGAGGCAGUUCGUUGGACCAGAACCACCACAAAUGAUAAUAAGGCUGUCGGAACUUCCAAAUUCUUUUCUGCCGGCAUUCUCUUGAUGGUGGCCUCUUCUGUGGUACUCUUGACGGAUACCUUAUACAUUUUGGAAUUCGGGCCUCACUAUGGAUUGGUCAUCUUUGUGGUAUCCGCAGUUCUGGCAGCCAGAGCAUGCAAGAGACACCAACUCGGACACACCCUGCAGGGAUUGCUCUUGUUGAAGUUAUUGACUUUUUUCUUGAUUUACGAACCCUCUAUGGGAAAUAUUUUCUUUGGCGAUCGUGUCCAAGCAGUCCAAAAUGUCACAGAAGGACUCUACUAUCACCCACAAAACCAAUUUAUCCAAUAUGUGGUCGAUGCCUGGCCUGUGGAAAAACGAACAUACUCUCCGGAAUUAGGUGCCACAGUUUGGAUGCCCACGGGAGAUUCUCGCACAGGAUUGCCCUUUAUCCUCAACAAAGACCUACCAGCACCGGCCUAUCGUCGACUCUGGCUCGAGACGCACGAUCACGAAUAUGUGGCAUUGGAUAUUGCUCUCCCUGAGAAAGGGCAUAGUGACAAAAAGCCAUUGUAUUUGGUCUUGCAUGGAUUGAAUGGUGGCAGUGAAGAGGACUAUGUCAAGGAAUUUGCCCAUCGUCGAAUUGCCGAGGGUUCUACCAUUGUCAUUAUGGUGGCUCGUGGAUUGAUGGAUCUGCCCAUCAAGGGAUGGGAUCUUUUUCAUGGGGCUCGUGUCGAUGAUGUUCAUACGACGGCAAAGUUCCUACAAUCCUUUACUGCCCAGAAACAACAAACCUUGGCGGCUGUGGGGUACAGUAUGGGUGCCAUUAUUCUGAGUAAUUAUGUGGCCCGCAGUGGCAAUGACUGUGCCCUGGAUGCGGCUGUGGCUGUUAGUGGUGGAUUGGAUAUGCGAUUCGAACAUCAUUUCUAUCGCGCCCAACGAUUGUGGCAACCCAUGUUGGCACAGGAAUUGCGGGAUAACUUUUUGGUCCAGAAAUGGGGUGAACGCAUUCGUGCUCGUUUGUCGUUGGAGGACCUGAAGCAAUCCAUGCGGGCCUAUCAUGUGACGGAAAUUGAUCAGCAUGCUGUUGCACCGUACAACGGAUAUGACAAUGUGACUCAUUAUUACAGUGAAAUGAGUGCCAUGGGAGAUAUCCCACUGGACGCCUAUCAGAAUGAAGCAUCCUUACCGGAGAACGCUCGAAUUCAUAACGUUGCCAUUCCCUUUUGCGUGGUCCAUGCAUUGGAUGAUCCCUUGGUCACAUGGCGCACAGUUGGAGCCAACACAGGUUUGAUGCAUCCAUCCACCUUGACUUCCCAAAUCAGAUCUGGCAAUCUACUUUUACUGUUGACCAAGGCCGGUGGACACGUGGGUUGGCCACUUGGAUGGCUUCCGACAAUUCGAAAAUGGGAGUGGAUGAACGAUGCUGCAUCUACAUUUGUCGAGGCUGUGCAUCAAGUAUCGCAACAACACACCAACAAUCGACAAUGUGUCAAUAGUGGCGAUGGCAAGUGUUCUAGUGGGGCUGGAAACGAUGCUGAAGAGGAUGUGGACACUGCCACUGCUGAUGAGGCUUCACCUGGCAGCGACACAGAAGAGACCGCGACAGAGUCUGAUACUGAAGGAGGGCCCGGCACUUCACAACCAAACGUCGAUGAGAUUGAAAGUACGGAUACCGAUGCUCAAGACGAGGAGGAUGAAAUUACUCCUGAAACGAGUCAGACCAGUGAUGAAGGAAGCUCCGAUUUGGGGGCAACUGACCAGGAUGAGCCAAAUAACUAA
Molecule: messenger RNA, 2148 nt
Organism: Seminavis robusta
Lineage: Eukaryota; Bacillariophyta; Bacillariophyceae; Naviculales; Naviculaceae
Source: the annotation of a GenBank genome assembly